This is a messenger RNA of Miscanthus lutarioriparius, 1611 nucleotides long. Lineage: Eukaryota; Viridiplantae; Streptophyta; Magnoliopsida; Poales; Poaceae. The record is from the annotation of a GenBank genome assembly.
AUGGCAUCAGACGAGUUCAUCAGCCUUGAGGCACCUUGCGAGGUUGAUGCGAAAGAUGAAGGGGGAGACAUUCAGGUUAAAGCUCCUGAUGUGAAUGGGGCGGAACCUCUCGCAUCUGAACUCCAACCAGAAGGGGAAUCUGGUGUUGUGGGCAGUAAUCCCAAGCCAUCUGCUGGGAACCUGGAUCUUGAAGAGGGGCAAGUAGAAGAUAUGGACAUCGCGGAUGAUGACAUAGUGGUUGGAAAGGAUCAGUUAUCAGAUGCUUCCAUUCAGCCCCAGACCAGCAUUCUUGCAGCUGUACAGACUGUGAUUGGUUUUGAGGUCAAGCUGAACAAGGGCGACAGGACUGAAAAUGCACCAAUUUAUGAGUCAAACAGCAUCUCUGUUGAAGAAAGUCGUAUCCUAUUGAAUGGAAUAUUAUCCUCGAGAGGAGUUAAAAGAGCCCGUGUGGAAUCAAAGGAGCCUUCUAUUCGUGUCAUCUACACUGACUUGACAAGGGAAAGCAAAAGAAAGCUUAUGCAACUGAUGCAACAAUGGUCUGAAUGGCAGACCAGAAGGCAGCACCAUUUGAAGGAAGCUGUGGAAGGGACCUUAGAAAGUGGUGAAGAGACUUAUUAUCCAGCAUUACAUGUUGGUUCAGAGAAAUCUUGUGCUGUGUCAUUUUGGGUGGAUAACCAAGCAAGGGAAAGUGAUACCGUAGAUGAUGAUACUGUUCCACUGUAUGAUCGGGAGUUUACCUUGGGCUCGACUCCUCUGGGUGAUUCAUCAAACACUGAAAGGGCGGAUAAGGACGAUUCACGCUGCUUCAAUUGUGGUUCUUAUAGCCAUGCUUUGAAGGAUUGCCCAAAGCCUCGGGACAAUGUCGCAAUUAGCAAUGCCCGAAAGCAGCAUAAUUUGAAAAGAAACCAAUCUAAUGUGAACCGUGUGCAAAAUCGAUACUACCAGAAAACGCCUGGCAAAUUUGAUGAUCUGAAAGCUGGAGUACUGGGACCUGAAACUAGACAGUGCUUGGGGAUCGGGGAAAAUGAUCCCCCUCCUUGGCUGCAUAGAAUGCGUGAGUUAGGGUAUCCUCCGGGCUACCUAGAUGUGGUUGACGAUGAAGAUAAACCUUCGGGUAUCACCAUAUUUGGAGAUGGUGAGGUGAAACUAGAGCACGAGGAGGGAGAGCUUUCAGAGCAAGCCGAGGCAUCCCCACCUAAGAAAAGGAUGACAGUGGAAUUCCCUGGAAUAAACGCCCCCAUCCCAGAGAAUGGUGACCAGUGGCUGUGGGGUAGCGCUCCGCCUCAGUCCUCAGGCCGCUACCACUCAUUGGAUUCGAGGGACUACCGUGAUAGAGGACCUCCUGGUGCUGAUCAUUAUUCAUUGAGAUACCAUUCCCACGAUUAUGGGCCUUUGAGCCCAAGCUUAGGGAGGUCACACUCAGACAGGGGGUGGAGAAGCCCACCUCGUUAUGAUAAUCUGCCAGCAGACGAUGGUUCCUGGACCCCGCACUCAUACCCCAGCAGGCGGUACUCGGGCCACUACAGCUCGAGCUCUGAGAUGUCGUCACGCCAUUCCAGGGAUAGAGACAGAGACAGGCAUGACAGCAGGCACUACCACCACCGCAGAUGA